Ectocarpus siliculosus is the source of this 3621-nucleotide messenger RNA. NCBI's taxonomy places the organism in Eukaryota, Phaeophyceae, Ectocarpales, Ectocarpaceae. The record is from the annotation of a GenBank genome assembly.
AUGCGCAGCGCUGAGGUUGAACAUCAGAGCAGUCUCAACCGCACCCCAACACCGGCAAGGAGAGAGUAUGGCAACGGCCUGGCCGCAGGCGGCGUUGGGAGCAUGAGAGCAGACACCAUCGGAGGCCUCGCGUUGCCGCUGGACCUGGGCAGAGCAAGCAGGAUCACCAGGGUUGAGGUUGAUAAUCUGGCCAUGGUGGACAACGUCUCGAUCAAGCUCGGACGCGGCUUGGUCGCGGUCACCGGCGAAACGGGGACCGGCAAGAGCCUCAUCUCCAGCGCCUUCAGCCUGGCUGCCGGGGCUCGCGUGAGGGGCGCCGACUUGGUGGGAAGCAGGGGGUCCACGGCCGCUGUUCAACUGCAGCUGGAGCUUGCCGAAGGUCACCGAGCGUCAACGGCGGAGGUACUUGAACGUUUCGGCGUGCCCUUGGUGGAUGGCGGGCGAAGACUGAAGGUGAACCGAACCGUGGGGGGCAAGGGGUCCUCGGCAUCAGUGAACGGGUGCUCGGUGAAGCUUGGAGCCCUACGAGAACUCAUGUCCCCCCUCAUCUACACCGUCGACGCCAACGCCUUCGAGCUGUUUUCGCGGGCCGAUGGCCGCCUGAGGGCGUUAGACCGCAUGUUCACCCCGGCAGAGGUGGCUCUGGCAGACAAGGCGAGGAGCGUGGUCGCCCAGCUGAAGCAGGCGGAAGCUCGCCGCGCGAGGCUGGAGCAGCGGUGCCGUUUCGAGGGUGGGCACGGGGGGGGGUCCGCAGACGACGCGUCUCUGCUGCACCACUGGGUGGAGGAGCUGGACGAGUUUCGAGAAGGGGAGAUGGCCUUCAUGGACAGGAUGAGGUCUGUCGUAGAAAGCUUUGUAGACGACUGGGGUGAGGAUAUGUUAGGGCCUCUCUCCGAACCUUUUCUAUCUGGCACGCUGCUGUCGGACGAAGAUGCGGAGGAGGGGUCGAGAGGUGGCGUAGAGGGGUUGUCGGACCUGUGGCCGCGCCUGUCGCGGGUCCGGGAGGGCAUGGAAGACUUGGAGGCUAGCCGGACGAAGGUGGAGCUAGCGAGGCAGCUGGCCGUGGAGCAGUCCAACCCCGAGAGCAUCGCGCAUGCCAUCGGUAAGAUUCGAGGACUUCUGAUUGAUGCGGAGGACGAGAACGUCGGCCUAAGCCAGGACCUGUUGGAGGGAACCCACGAAGACCUCAACUCUUUGGAAGACUUGGUCAAGAGUGCCGGCGAGAAACUGGAGAGGUCGGUCGAGUCCCUACCGAUGCUGCCGAUAACUCUGGACGAAGUCGAGGAGAGGACUGUCAAAUGGAGGGAUCUGGCUCGGAAGCACGGAGUCCCCCCGGAGCGGCUGGGGUCCAUGCAGGCGCAGCUGAGGGUGGAGCUGGACGAGCUGGUGGUUGCGGCGGAAGCACUGCCGCUGGCCCGCGAGAAGGAAGAGCGGUGGAGGGCCGCGGCGGAGGAGGCGACCGGAGAGCUGUCGGCGGUGCGGCGAAGAGCGGCUUUGGAGGUGGAGCAGCUGGUUAAUCCAAUGAUGGCAGACGUCGGCUUGGAGGGCGCCACGUUCAAAGUCUUCGUAGAAGAGUCCAAGACCCUAGGCCCUUCCGGAGCCGACCGCGUUCAGUUCCUGAUGGAAGCUAACGAGGGGCAGACGAGGGGCACCGUGGAUGCGGUCGCCUCGAGCGGCGAGAAGUCCCGCCUCCUGCUUCUCCUCGAAACCCGGCUGCCGCCGCCCCAAGCGAGGUCGACGGCCGAAGUCGGGGACCGCCGUGGCGGGGUCGUAGGCGAAGAGGGCGGUACGGCAGAAGACGUUGAUGCUGACGGCGAGGCUGCUGGAACGGCGGCUGGUGGUAGUAGUGGUGUUGUUCGCGUGCCGCCGUGCGCGGUGCUGUACGAUGAGAUCGAUGCUCAUGUCGGCGGGAGGACGGCGGUGGCCGUAGGGAGGCUGCUGGCCAACCAGGGCCGAGACUCACAGGUGGUAGUCGUGACCCACACGGCGUCCGUUGCAGCACUGGCGGACCAGCACUUGGUCGUCGACAAGGCCUUAACCGACGCAACGGCGGUGAUGGCAUCUGCCGGCAACGACGGCAUCAGCAGCAUCAGCAGUAGCAGCGGCAGCGGAGGCGGCGGGGCGUGCGAUACAGUCGACGCGGCCCCGCCAUCAUCACCACCACCACCACCAACAAGGCCGUCAUCGCCGCCCGCGGCAGACGGUGCGGACGAGCCGUUGUCUUCCUCGGCACGGCGGUCUCGACGGCAAGGGAAGGGUCGGGUCGGGGUGAGCGUCUCGAUACGCGAGGUCAACGGGCGAGAAAGAGAGGAGGAGCUGGCUCGAAUGGCGGCCGGGGAUAUGGGGGGAGGGGCAGCAGCGGAGCUCGCGCGAGAGAUGUUGCGGUACAGCCGUCGGCAGGGCUCGUAGCCCUCCGCCUCCGAAGUUCGGCGACUGUACGUUUUAUCGACCCGGACGGGAUCGAGGAGGUUAGGAAUCUGGUUCGUUUCCAGCGGGCGCGUUGGACACGGCGAGACGUGCGGGCCACUCGUGUUGACUUUGCCGUAUGCCACACCGGGGGCAACGCUCUUUGAGUCCUGCAGCGAUGGCGAUGUUUGUUUUGUAUGCAUUGAGCGAACAAGGGUUUCGCCACAGUACGUCGCACGUUGUUCGUUUUGACCAAGGACGGUUUGAGCUUCUCCAGGUUAAGACGGAUGAAUGGGCGGGGCUGAGACCGUCCGGUUGAGGUAGAGGAGGCGCUGUUCUCACACGGCCGCUCGAAAAUAUGUGUGCCUGCGCCGUGGGCCGUGAACCGCACACAUCGCUACCGCUUUCCCCACAAGAUGCUCUGCACAUCUUCGGGAUGGACUCCUACAGCGCUUUGUGUUCGAGGUCGACAUAAGCGCUUGUUUUUGGGUGGAGGUGUAUUUGACAAGAGCUUCACGUUACAGCAUCGCUGGUUUGCGUAGCACCCCGGCUUUUUUUGGUUUCCAAGCUUCGAUUGCUUUGCAUUUCGCAUCGGACAAGUUUCCGAUCCCCGCGGACUGUUUUUUUCAACCUGGUUUCUCCAACGUACCACCCUUCUUGGUGUUGUUUGCGAUUCGCCUGCUGGUGUGUGGUGCGAACGAGCUUUCGAACUAAGUUCAGCACGGUGUUCUCGCGUACAACAGACGUUAGGGCAAGUCCUCACUCUACAGAGCCGCAGGUGACCCAGAGAGAGAGGUGCCGCAGAGUUUGUUGGGGGUGCCCCACUUCUGAUGUCACGGAGUCCCGUUUCUGCGCUCAAGGGCGAGGGCGUGAUGGGGUUCGCCCUCCCCUGGUUGGAAAGACCAGUCCAGUAGCGUGUAGGGUGUUGUGUAGGGAAAUUUCGUGCCAUAAGUACAGUGCGGGGGGGGAGGGGGGGUGAGGGUGAGCACUGACCCCACGAAUACUCAAUAUAUGGGGUGUCUUUUGGUCUUCGGGGUUGGGUAAUAGGCGCGUUGUUCCGCUUACACUUGUAGAUUGGAAACAGGGGCGGAAGCUGUAUUAGUGGGUUUCUGCGUGCUUGUACCCGCCUCUUGUGUGCCAAGGUUGUUUUUCGGCUUGGCUGUGUAGUUUUACCGAUACGUUUUCCCUCGUGUAAAAAACAAAACUCCAAACACC